AGUUAGAGAGAUGUUGUUCCUGCAGCUUUUCUCUGCCUUGAUUUUCUUCAGCCAAGGCCAAGGAGUGGCUCCUUACUCACUGCAGAACUGUGUGGUCCAUGGAAAGUGGAGCAAAACGAUAAAGGUGCUGUGCUAUCAUCAGAACUUGUCUCAAGUCCCAAGUCAUCUUCCCUGGAAUGUAAGCAGCUUAGAUCUGUCUGAGAAUCGGAUUGCAAGCCUGAGGCAGAGUGACUUCAGCAAACUGAGUCUGUUGCAAGUCUUGAAUGUUUCUCAGAACCAAAUUCAUCUAAUUGAAGAAGGCACUUUUACUCACACAAGUAGCCUAAAGAUCUUGAACCUCACUUCAAACCGGCUGAGAGUUCUUUCCAGCUCUAUGUUUGAUGGGCUGGGGAACCUUACAGUCUUGCUACUUAGGAAAAAUAAUAUUGACAGGAUUGAACCAUCUCUCUUUGCCCACCUGAUGAAGUUAAAGGUAAUUGAUUUAUCAUCAAACAAGUUACAUUCUCUGAAUGCUUUGGAUGUUGUGUUUAAGGUAAAAUCUUUGGAAGAGCUGCACAUAAGAGAGAACAAUAUAACAAAUUUCACGACCAAAGAUAUUGUUAAUGUGCCCAUGUGGCUUCGUGAACUGGAUGCAUCCCAUAACCCAAUCUCUUUCAUUGAUGUUGCAACUGAUGCUUUGUAUAGACUUCUUUCACUGGAUUUAUCUUUCUCUGGCACCCAUAGCCACAUUACAUGGAUUAUACAAGACCCUUGUUUCCUGAAAGGGUUAAAGAGAUUAUAUUUAGGAGGGAUAUUUAUGACAUCACUAGACAUAUUGGCUGUGGUCCAAAAACUGAAUUGUUCUUUGCUAGAGGAGAUCCACCUAAAUGAGUUGAACUUGACUGAUUCUGACAAGCUCAUAGAAAAGGUAUGCCUUUGGCACCGAAAUGUCAAGACUCUUAAUUUACAAGGCAAUAAAUUUGAAAGCAUUAAAGGAAUUGUCUUUGAAAACUGCACUCAUCUAUGGCAUUUGGAUCUGUCACACAACAGGUUAAAAGUGGUGCCAUGUAUAUCUUUUCAGCCCCUGAAUUCUUUACAGAGUCUUUCCUUGGCAAACGAGUUCACUGCAGUACCAAAUGCAACUUCGAAUAUAAUGUCUCUGAAAAGUCUGGAUCUCAGCUUUAACCAAAUUAGGAAAAUUGUCCCAAAUGACUUUGCCAAUCUAAAGAACCUGGAGCACCUCACUCUAACUGGAAACAGAAUCACUACGAUCAGCUCAGAUUUGUUUCGGGAUCUACACAAUUUGUUGGAAUUAAAUUUGGGAAUGAACCUUCUUUUGGAAAUUUCACAACCUUUUUCAGAUAGUUUAGGGAAACUGGAAAAAAUGGAACUAGCAGGAAAUAAGAUGAGCUCCAUCAAGAAAGAAACUUUUAGGAAUCUGACUUCUCUGCAGUUUCUCAGCCUGCUGGACAACCAAAUUAGCACAAUAGAACCCGGAGCCUUUGAAGGUCUGAGGCAGCUGCAGACACUGCUUCUUGGCACAAAUAAGAUCACCAAGGAAACUUUGCAGAAAGGCAUCUUCCAGGGAGUAAACUCAUUGGUUGACCUUGAGCUUUUUGAAAAUUACAUCUCCUAUGAGACAUCUGGAGAACUUGACAACCCUCCCUUCAUUCUCCUGAAGUCCUUAAAAUACCUCUCUCUGAACAGCCAACGUCACAAAGGGCUUCUGAAUUUUCCAUCUAACUUCUUGCAGGGGUUGGAAUCAAUAGUGAGAAUCCAUGCAGGCAACUUACCCAUCACUGAUUUGGAUCCAUCCACCUUUAGUUACACCCCUACGCUCCAAGAACUGGAUUUGAGCAACAAUCCUAUCAAUCUCAUUAGCCCAGCUCUGCUCCAGCCUGGACCGAAGCUGACAGAGCUACAUCUCAAUAAAAUAGGGCUGCAGUCUCUUGAUUUUGUUCUCCAUGUAAACUUUUCUAAGCUGGCCAUACUCAGGGCAUCUGGAAACAAACUAAAUGUAAUUGAACUUAAACACAUAAGGGCUUUGCCUUACCUUACUUUUUUGGAUCUUAGACAAAAUCCUUUCACUUGUUCUUGCGAUAACCAAAAGUUCCUCAGUUGGUCUCUUCAUGACUUAAAAACUCAAGUGCUCUAUUUCUACCAAUACACCUGUGCUUUCCCACUUACCAGUAAGGGAAGGAAACUGUGGGCCUUCCACACCUCCUCCUGCACAGUCAACCAUGAGUUUAUCUUAUUUGUUACGAAUACAACCACAAUUAUUUUGCUGAUGAUAGUAUGCAUCUGUUUUCGCUGGAGGUGGCCAGGGAUUUAUGCUUACCACCUGCUACUUGCCUAUAUUCAUGACAAGAGGUACAAAAGGAUGAGGCAACAUACAAAAUACGACUAUGACGCAUUUGUCUCCUACAACACGCAUGACCAGGAGUGGGUGAUCAAUGAGCUCCUUCCCACACUGGAAGACAAAUACCACUGGAGGCUAUGUCUGCACUACCGUGACUUUGAACCAGGGAAGUGCAUCCUGAAGAACAUUGUGGAAAACAUCUAUGCCAGCAGGAAGACCAUUUGUGUCAUAACCCACCACUACCUGGAAAGUGAGUGGUGCUCUAAGGAGAUCCAGGUUGCCAGUUUUCGCCUCUUUGAUGAACACAAGGAUGUCCUGAUUCUGAUUUUCCUGGAACACAUCCCCAGUGAUAGUCUAUCAUCCUACCACAGAAUGAGAAAGCUGGUGAAGAAGAAAACAUACCUCACGUGGCCCCAGGAGGAGAUGGAGAUUCCGCUGUUUUGGCAUAAACUCAACAUGGCCUUGAAGACAAGUGAGGGGAAAGAGGAUGAAGAUCCUAUUUUGUCUGGGAUCAUUCCAGAUGAAGAUUAGUAAAGACAGUGGUCUGCGGUGACUCUUUCUGUCUGCUUAUGACAUUUCUGAUGGGGCCAGCUCUGCAAUUUCUAGAUAUCAGCCUGGAUAUUGAAGACAUUAAUGUCCAGUAUUUGAAAUUAUUUGGCUUCCCCUCACAGCAGGGGACUGUGGUAGUGGCACUUGCAUUACAGAGGUCAGUACUAAAACCACCUGCAAGUUGCCAGGCCACGGUUGAGGCUUAUAGACUGGGCUACUGACUGUAUGUGUGUACGAAGCUUGUAUUGAUACUAUGUGUUCUUGUACCUCUUCUGUGGCUAAACAGAAGCCUUGAGUCUGCAGGACCAUCAAGCUUAACUUGCUGAAAUUUGUUAAUUGGGUUUUAAUGCGCUUUAAAAAUGUAAAAAAGGAAAGAAAGAAAGAAAGAAAGAAAGAAAGAAAGAAAGAACGAACGAAAGAAAGAACUCAGUAGCAAAGCUAAGUAACUGUGAACGAAAGAGACCAAACCUGGGGUGGAAAAGAAUGAUAGAAACAACCUUUGCAAACCCAAAACAACAACUUAACAAAAUGAUGAAUGCCUUCCUGUCUGCAGCUGUUUGGCACAGUGAACAUAAACGUUUCUGUGAAACUAUUUUAAAACAAUUUGCAAAUCACCUUUAAGAAAACGUUCGGUGCAAACUUUCAUUUUCAAACUCCCUGAAGUUAUGUAAAUCCUGCUUCGCGGCAAUUAAAGAGAACAACUGCAUAGAGAAAAAGCUCUCCUAUGAACUUUUAAUUAUUAUUUACACUUGUUAAAAUCUAAUGUUUAGGUUCAUUUCUACAUUUCAUCUUUUAAUCUUUAGGACAAGAGAUUGAUUACCAAUGUCAAUCAGGACAGGGAGAAAAUAGCCACACUAAGUCCUGCUCUACACGCUGUGUUUUUAUACUGGUAGAACCAUGUUGGCUGGUUUGUAAUUUUUAAUGAAAUAAUGAUACUGGUACAACCCCUAGAGUGGAUAAAGUUAUCACAGUAUAAAAGUGCUUGUACCACUAUUGCUUAUUGCACUUCCCAUACAGGAAUACCAGUAUAUAUAUAUAAGAAUAUACCAAUAUAGCACUGUUUUAUAGAUAUAUAGCUGUGUCCACGUUAGAGGGAUUGUACCACUUUAGUUAUAGUGAUAUCAUUAAAAUGGUACAACUUUUGUGUGUACAUAAGACCUAAGGCUUAAAUGCAGUAAAGCAUUUAAGCACAUGCUUAAUUUUAAACAAGUGUUCAGAUACUGUGGUGAUGAGCGAGGUCUGAGAACCAAUAUAGAAUAGAAUAGAAGCAUGUGACUAGUCCCACUGAACUAGAGCUGGAUUUUCAACAAAACAGUUUAGUUGGAAAAUGCCAAUUUGUUGAACUUGAAAUAUUUCACGAAAACAUGAACAACACCAGCUUGGGGGCCUGCAGCUCUGAGCAGUCUCACUAUGCGGACUGCCCUAUGGUUUCAAGGUCUCUGCUCUGGACCCAAGAGCCUGAAAGGCUUUAGGGGCUCUCAAGACUUCCAGGCCCCCAGCCACAGAACUGGAAGACUGGGAGCCCUGGCUCCUAACCAGCCUGAUGGGGAGUCAGGAUCCUAAAAGCCCUGGGAACCACAGUUGAGCUGGAAGCUCAGGCUCAAUUUCACGUAGAAAUGUUUGAUACAAAAUGUUUCGAUUAUUUCAAACUGAUUUUUUCCCCAGAUUUUCCCUUUUGCAGGGAAUUUCAAAAUUCCAUUUGCAUUUCCAAAAGGAACUUUAAUUUUUUAUUUUGGAAUUUCCCACAGAAUGAAAAUUCCGACUUUCAAGCAGCUCUAGUCUUAAUGGCUUUGCUAGAUUGGGCCCUUACUUCUUACUCUGGCAUAAGCAAAUGGAUUGUGAGGGAUUCUCUGUUGUUACAAGAAGACACCUUGUGAUAAAUGAAGGGGGAGUGGAGCUCCCUUUUCUGGACACCCAGCCAGCCAGUAGCUAUAAAA
Messenger RNA from Mauremys reevesii (Reeves's turtle), 4824 nucleotides. RefSeq names its product toll-like receptor 13. Gene Ontology annotation, cellular component: membrane. The transcript has a single exon. Gene Ontology annotation, molecular function: transmembrane signaling receptor activity; protein binding. NCBI's taxonomy places the organism in Eukaryota, Metazoa, Chordata, Testudines, Geoemydidae. The coding region runs from base 11 to 2869 and encodes 952 amino acids. Gene Ontology annotation, biological process: inflammatory response; immune response; toll-like receptor signaling pathway. The record is from RefSeq and is a predicted model, not a curated record.